ACCCUCGCCACCCCCGACCCCAAGACUGGUCAGCGGCUCCCUAACCCCGGGCUCGCAGGCUGAUGACCCUGGGAGACAGGGGCCUCGAGGGGCCGCAAACUAGCGCGCCGCGGGCUGAGCCCGAGAGGCCAGGCUGGGGGGAGGGAGGCCCGGAGGGAGGGAGUGAAGGAAGGAGGAGGGCUGGCGAGCUGGAGCCGGCAGGCGGCGGGAGCCCGGGCGAGCCUCGUCGGGAGUGCGUCUCCUCGGCAGAGCAGGACGCAGCCAGAGUGCCUUCCCCAGCUCUCCCUGAACCGUAUCACUAAGACCAGAACCCUCCUGCUCUCUCCCAUCAGAGGGAAACUGAGGCUCUGGACCAGGGGAGGAGACCCAAAGUCUCCUAGUGAGGUAGCUGAAGGGGUGAAAACCCAGGCUUAGAUAAGUAGGCUGAGCACAAAGACCACAAAGUCCAGGAGAAUGGCAUGCAGGAGAAGGGCUCCUGCUUUAAUGUGAGUCCCCAAGGAGGAACACAUCACACUGUCUGUCUCCCAUUAGCAACUGAAGAGAGACCUAGGGACAUGGAGACAGGGCUGGGUAGUUCUGAGCAUGGGCUAUUAUAAGCACAAAACUUGGAAUUCCAAAGCAGGGAGAAAAGGCUAAAAGGAAUGGAGACCCUUCCAUGUAGUCUGCAAGUAGAUGAGGUCUUAUGCCUGUGGGUAAGGGGGCAUCUGACUUAAGGCAAGGGAAUGCUCUGAAUGACCCCAGCGACCCUCAGCAUCAGUCAUUUCCAUAGUUUCAAGGGAAAGGGGGUACAAGUGAGCCAAGCACAGCACAGGCCUAAUGCUUGCUCCUCAUCUCAUCCUCCCUCACAGCUUGUCCAGGUGACUGAGCUCCACCCCUGUGCACCAAGACACCCACCCCACCCCCCACUGGUCAAGCCUCGCUGGAGAAAGAGACCGGGAAGUCCCAGCAUGAGAAUCAGAGCUGCCCAGCCAGCUUCAUAGAUGGGGAAGCAGCCUGCUUGCCUCCCCCAUCAAUUACAGGGAUAACUGAGAAAAAGCCCCACCCAAUAUGGAGGCUGAGGACUACCGCCUCUAUUAAUUCCCUGCCUUCUCCCCUGCCCUGCCCACCUGGCCUUAGCUGGGUCACUCAUGCAAUGCUGAGAAGUAAGCAAGACUUGGGGUCAGCUUGCCUGGCUACCAGGCAAGGACUGUGGGCAUCAUGGGGGUGUGUGUGAGCGGGGCUCCAGGGUGAGACCUAGCCCCCGCCCCCAGGAAUUCAAGGGGGUGGGGGUGGGGCCGAGGAUAGAAUGGCUCGGGGAGGGUUGGGGGCAGAAGAGGCCUCCCUACGCUCAAACGCAUUGUCCUGGCUGGCCUGUGGGCUCCUGGCCCUGCUGGCCAACGCUUGGAUCAUCCUUAGCAUCUCAGCCAAACAGCAGAAACACAAGCCACUGGAGUUACUGCUCUGCUUCCUGGCCGGUACUCAUAUACUCAUGGCGGCUGUGCCCCUUACCACCUUUGCUGUGGUGCAGCUCCGGCGCCAGGCUUCCUCUGACUAUGACUGGAACGAGAGCAUCUGCAAGGUCUUUGUGUCCACCUACUACACGCUGGCCCUGGCCACCUGCUUCACGGUCGCCUCGCUCUCCUACCAUCGCAUGUGGAUGGUGCGAUGGCCCGUUAACUACCGCCUCAGCAACGCCAAGAAGCAGGCGCUGCAUGCCGUCAUGGGCAUCUGGAUGGUCAGCUUCAUCCUCUCCACGCUGCCCUCCAUCGGCUGGCACAACAACGGGGAGCGCUACUAUGCCCGAGGCUGCCAGUUCAUAGUCUCCAAGAUCGGCCUCGGUUUUGGUGUCUGCUUCAGCCUCCUGCUUCUUGGGGGCAUUGUCAUGGGGUUGGUCUGUGUGGCUAUCACAUUCUAUCAGACACUGUGGGCCCGGCCCCGGAGGGCUCGGCAGGCCCGGAGAGCGGGGGGCAGUGUGGGCACCAAAGCAGGGGGGCUGGGGGGGUUGGGUACCCGGCCAGCUUUUGAGGUGCCAGCCAUUGUGGUGGAGGAUACUCGAGGGAAGCGGCGGUCCUCGCUGGAUGGCUCUGAAUCUGCCAAGACAUCCUUGCAGGUCACCAACUUGGUCAGCGCCAUCGUCUUUCUCUAUGACUCACUCACGGGGGUGCCCAUUUUGGUGGUGAGCUUCUUCUCCUUGAAGUCAGACUCAGCUCCGCCAUGGAUGGUGUUGGCAGUGCUGUGGUGCUCCAUGGCACAGACACUGCUCCUGCCCUCCUUCAUCUGGUCCUGUGAGCGCUACCGUGCAGAUGUGCGCACAGUGUGGGAGCAGUGUGUGGCGAUCAUGUCCGAGGAUGACGGUGAUGACGAUGGCACCUGUGACGACUACACAGAUGGCCGAGUGUGCAAAAUUCGCUUUGAUGCUAACGGGGCCACAGGGUCAGGGAGUCGGGACCCCACCCAGGUGAAGCUGCUGCCUGGGCGGCACAUGCUCUUCCCACCGCUGGAGAGAGUACACUACUUACAGGUCCCUUUGUCCCGACGAUUAUCCCACGAUGAGACCAACAUCUUUUCUACUCCUCGGGCACCAGGCUCCUUCCUGCACAAGUGGUCCUCAUCGGAUGAUAUCCGGAUCCUCCCAGCCCAGAGCCGAGCCCUCGGAGGCCCUCCAGAAUACCUGGGACAGAGACACAGGCUGGAGGAUGAGGAGGAUGAGGAAGAGGCUGAAGGCGGGGGCUUGGCCAGCCUUCGACAGUUUCUAGAAAGUGGGGUUCUGGGGUCGGGUGGGGGACCCCCACGAGGUCCCGGUUUUUUCCGGGAGGAGAUCACCACCUUCAUCGAUGAGACACCUCUGCCUUCUCCAACUGCGUCACCAGGACCCUCUCCUCGUAGGCCUAGACCACUGGGUUUUUCACCUCGACGGCUCUCCCUUGGGUCUCCGGAUAGCCGAGCCGUUGGACUUCCUUUGGGGUUAAGUGCAGGAAGACGCUGUUCCCUGACCGGGAGCGAAGGGAGUUCAAGGGCUUGGGGAAGACCCUGGGGGCCAGGUAACCCCAUCUUCCCCCAGUUGACCCUGUGAGGCCGCAUAGGCCUGCUUCACUGGAGGGGGGGGGGAGGCACGAGCGAGUGAGUAUGCCUCAUCCUGGCCCUGAGUCUAUGGCAGCUGCCUCCAGGGAGAUGGGGGGGGGGGGGCCUACAUCCGGGCUCUAGAGCCCCAGCUCUCUCCCAUCCAAGUGACCAGAUACCCAACGCACCCGUCUUCACCCCUAGCAAAAUGUAUUAAAAGGCUGAGUUGCCGUGGAAA
Mus musculus (house mouse) is the source of this 3277-nucleotide messenger RNA. RefSeq names its product G protein-coupled receptor 162 (gene Gpr162). Gene Ontology annotation, molecular function: G protein-coupled receptor activity. Gene Ontology annotation, biological process: G protein-coupled receptor signaling pathway. The transcript has 6 exons. Gene Ontology annotation, cellular component: membrane; plasma membrane. The record is from RefSeq and is marked validated. The coding region runs from base 1286 to 3052 and encodes 588 amino acids. NCBI's taxonomy places the organism in Eukaryota, Metazoa, Chordata, Mammalia, Rodentia, Muridae.